AGGAAAUCGAGAAACAAGAGGAUUCAACAAUGGCUACAAGGACUCGCUUCAAAUCUUCUUCUCCUGCACCUUCGUCCUUAUCGGCCCCGACAACCAUGACGUUGGACUCCGUCGCAGCAGCAGGAACUCCUCACCCACAGCAGACGACCUCGAAAACCACGACCACGACAACAGCUUUACCCCCAUCGAACUUUCAGCAGCAGUUCCCGCCGCAGGCGCAGAUUCACCAUCACCCAUACCCAAAUGCCGGUCACCUUCACCAUCACCAUGCCCACCCCCGAGGACCCCCACCCCGUCUCGAUGACUAUGUCGCAGCAAAGAUCGCCCCGGAGGAUCCAACCAGGCGAUUCUCGUCGACGCCCGAUAACACACCACUCGCAAUACUGAAUUUUCACAAUGCGGUUCCCCGGAAUUAUGGGAGCCAUUCGGUGCCUUCCUCUGGCCCUGUUCCUGUUGUGUUACCCCCCGUAGGGGGUGCAGGAGGGGGAGGGGGAGCGAAUGGUGUAGGGAGUGUUGGCCAUGUUCUCGGACAACCGCCCGCAUCUUCGUACGGGGCUCACCAUGCACCCCAUGAAGAGGAGGACGUGGUUCCGCAGUAUAGGUACCGGAAGAACGAGAACUCGUAUCAUCAUCGGUAUGCGCCCACCGAGAAAUCGAGAUCGUUAUCCAUUCAGUCUUUGAUAUCUUCACCGGAAUUGACCCCCCCAACAUCAUAUUCGAAUAAUGAUGGGCAAUCGGGCACACGGAAAAGAAAGGGUAGUGACGGGGAUGUCGGGGGUUCGCAUGGGACUCGCAGCGGUAGCAUUGUCUCCACGACUGUUACCAUGGAUGAUCCGGAGGUUAGAGAGGUGGUCGAGGCUUUAGGCGGACUGAAGGGUGACUUCACUGCGACAUCGCCUACCACCGCCAAUCAUCAGCUUCCCCCACACCAACGUAAUCCAUCCGGAGUUGCCGAGAAACAGCAGCCACAGCAUCAGCAUCAGCAGCAGCAACCAGAACACGAACCACUCAUUAAUCUUAUUACCUCUUCCGCACAGCGGGCUCACCCAUUGAUCUCCUCUGUGAUCACUACGGGUCUCUCCGCUUACGGUGCUUCCAAGUCAUACUCCCCCUCCUUCCGUUACGCCGCCGAGUCAGUGGAGAGCCGAGUUGGGGUGCCAGUUGGAAACGUGGUAUCGGCAGUUGGACGGCAAACCGGAUUGGACAGUGCACUAAGGAGGGGUUUGGGAGGGAACCGGAGGGCCAGCUCGGGCGGGGAACAGCGUGCGGAUACAAAGAAGAGGAAAACGAGCAAUAAGAACGGAGAUUUGCAGAAGGGCGAGGAAAGUUUUAAGAUCUUGGCUCAGCAGCGGAAGCAACAGCAACAGCAGAAUACGUUAGCCAGGAUGAAUGGUGGAAGUGAUCGGGCUCUUGACGAGGGCGCGAGUGAUAGGCAGAUUGCGGCUCCGAACCAGACCUGGCCCACUCGGGUGGUGCUUAGUACAUAUGGGUUUGGCGCGGCGUUGAAUGAAGAGAGCCUGAAGAAUCUGAAAUACUGCUUGGACUGGCUUCGCUUCUUGAAUGCGCACUUGGGGAAGCUAGUUUCUGCGUUAAAAGGCGUUGUUGAAGAAUUGGACGAUCAUCGACGGUCCCAAAUGGAUGAGGACAGGCAUGCCAACGGUGGGAUAGCUCGAGCUCUCCCCACCUCGUACGAGAACUCGCGAGCCGUCCUUGCAGCAAAGGUUGAGAGUCUGAAGGGCGAUGUAGUCGCCACGAUGAAGAAAGUGGUGGAGGUAGUGAGCAACUACACUGGGAGUGCUCUACCGGAGAAUGCCCGAGAGUUGAUUAAACGUCAUAUAUUUGCCCUUCCACAACGUUUCCAAGCCGCCAAUGCCUCGGAACUCGCCGAGAAGGAGAAAGAUGGUCCCAUGUCUUCCGCUAGCAGAGCGCUAGUUUUGGCGAAGGAGGGUCUCGACAUGAUGCAGCAGGUUAGCGCUGUUGUCGAGGGGACCAUUGAUCGAGCGGAGGAGUGGUGCGAGAGGUUGGGGAGGAAGAAGAGGGAGGAUGAUGGACAGAGUGGUGGGGAAGAGAAGAAGGUCGAAUGGGCGGAGGGGGGGAGAGACGGGGACGAAGAUGUCAAGAUGGAAAAGCCUCGAGGUUGACAUCCGUGGAGGUGCCUCGGCUCACUCUUUCUUCACCUUUCCUUUUUGUUUGUUUGGAAGUAUAUAUUUUGUGAGGUCGGGGUUUCCUUUUGAUUUACGCUGCCUUUACAAUGGCUUGCACGUUGGUAGGCUCCCUGGAGGUCACGUCGAUUGGCUGACAGGAAUUUGAUACUGAAUGUAUGGCUGGAGGGGGAUGCGGGGCGGA
This is a messenger RNA of Tuber melanosporum (Perigord truffle), 2346 nucleotides long. RefSeq lists its product as uncharacterized. Gene Ontology annotation, cellular component: endoplasmic reticulum; nucleus. Bases 1386 to 2141 code for a protein of 251 amino acids. The record is from RefSeq and is a predicted model, not a curated record. The transcript is spliced from 3 exons. Gene Ontology annotation, molecular function: transcription corepressor activity. Lineage: Eukaryota; Fungi; Ascomycota; Pezizomycetes; Pezizales; Tuberaceae. Gene Ontology annotation, biological process: endoplasmic reticulum unfolded protein response; phospholipid biosynthetic process; regulation of transcription by RNA polymerase II.